Messenger RNA from Anoplopoma fimbria (sablefish), 1761 nucleotides. RefSeq lists its product as uncharacterized. The record is from RefSeq and is a predicted model, not a curated record. Lineage: Eukaryota; Metazoa; Chordata; Actinopteri; Perciformes; Anoplopomatidae. The transcript is spliced from 10 exons. The coding region runs from base 148 to 1101 and encodes 317 amino acids.
UGCGCUGAGGCAUUGAGGAAAAUAGCAGUGUAUGAAAGCAUCACCUUUUCGCUCAGAGCUUUUAUAAUACAUAUAUAUAAAUAUAUAUGUAUAUAUUCUGUGUAUCUGGACUAUCCCCACCUGCUGCUACCAUCAAACAACCUAACAAUGCCAUUGAUCAGUUUGUCCUUUUUUUUCCUGGGUUUGGUUGUGACUUCUGUCACAGCAGAUGAGACAUCAGCAAGGAACGGUUCUGACAAUGCUCCAAAUGAAUCUGCCAGUACUGUCAAUUAUUCCACUGUAUCACCCUCCACUGUAUCAGCCACCAUCGGUGUCACCAGUACCACCAUUCUCACUAUCACUGGUACCAUGAACAACACAGAGGGCACCAUGUCAACCUUAGCAACAACGCAGGAAGAAGGGGGAAGCUCUCAAAGUGUCGGGACCCAAAGUACAUCCCCAACCACCUCACCUAAAAGAACCAAACCUGAUCCAACUAAAAGAACCAAACCUACCACCAAAACAAGCAGCAAGAACAAAAAACCCACUGCUAUGCCGAAUAAGUUGAAUGCAAAUGACAGCGUCGGCAUUACCAUCCUAGUUAUAAUCAUCCUCGUAGUCAUUGGAUUUGGAGUUGCCUGCUACAUCGUACGGAGGAGAUCAAGGCAGCGUUACUCUGUGGAUUUCACCUCCAGACCCGAUGGAGCCAACAUCCCUCUCAGCACUGUGGAGCCUGAGCUGUCGGUUGAUGCUGCACCUCAGAACGGUCUGAAAACCUUUGAAAGUGCAGAAACUACCAAAGAGCCACAGGAACCAGAGGCCAAACCUGAAGUACAGGAGGAGCAGAAAGCUGAGGCUGACAAAUCUGUUGAUGAUCCCAGCGCUGAGUCUGCAGCUCCGGCUCCAUCCCCAGACAGCUCUGAGGACAAACCCAAAGAGGAGGUCGUUGAGCAGAGUGUGGAUGAGAAAACCGAUGACGAAGGCGCUGUCUCCAACAAGACCUCUGUGGAGUCGCUGAAGGAGACGAAUGAGAACAACAGCAACAAUGCUGACAUCAGUCAGACAAGAGAUAUGAAGAUGAGCAGCAUGUUUUGGGACAUUCCUCUCAAUUGUCCGGUGUGAGACAUUUCGCAUAUCUGCCCCGUGCCGUUCUUCAGGAACUCGAUUGAAGAAGUUACAGCAGUGGAGAUGGACACGUCUACUUGACGUUGUGUCAAAUCUAGUGGGCUGUUUCUUCCUUGUUGUAAAUAAAUGUAUUGUAACACAGCAGCUUUUUCAAAGUUAAACAACAGCAGAACUAAGUGUUUUAAAGAUUUUACUGAUUGAACUGAAUUUGUGUGUUUUGCAAACGGUCACAAUUUACUGGGUUUGUAUACUAUAUGUUAUUACUUUAGUACAGUAAUAUACGUAUUACAGUAUUUUGGUACACAUUUUUUAAUUAUGCUAAGUAUGAUAUAUAUAUAACAAGACAAUAUAGGAUUGUCAGAUUUAAAUCAGUGGUCUUGUUUCAAUUUAGGAUGCAAUGUUAUUUUUGAAGAUUCUUCAUUUUGCUUUCCCUUGAUGUUCUGAUUUGGUUGUGUUAAAGUUUCGGUUAUGCUAAUAAAAAUUGCCUUGUAUGACAUGAAUGUAUUAAAGAAAAUAAUUCUUACUAUGUACCUAAAUAAAUAUAACUUGAUUAACAUUAUAUAACAUCAUGUAACCUUCAAUAAUUCAUAUAGAACUUUAUCCACAAACGUUAUUCACAAGUUUCUGAUGUAGAUAAAUAAACCAUAUAUACUUGAA